Messenger RNA from Polistes canadensis, 1046 nucleotides. RefSeq names its product homeobox protein ceh-30-like. The record is from RefSeq and is a predicted model, not a curated record. Gene Ontology annotation, molecular function: DNA-binding transcription factor activity, RNA polymerase II-specific; DNA binding. Gene Ontology annotation, biological process: regulation of DNA-templated transcription. Lineage: Eukaryota; Metazoa; Arthropoda; Insecta; Hymenoptera; Vespidae. The transcript is spliced from 6 exons. Bases 1 to 957 code for a protein of 318 amino acids.
AUGUCGGAAGAACGUACGACGAUUGGUUCGGAAACUUCGAAAACUGGAAACAAUGCUGUUGAUGUUUCUAAAGUUUCGUUUAGUAUUGAAAGAUUACUUGCACCUAUUGUGAAACCCGUCAACGAUGAGAAUAAUUUAUUGCAAAGGGCACAGUUUUCUUUGCGCGUUUGCAAUUCAAAUGAUUCAGAAACAAAAAUAUUGGUAAGCCCUGACUCGUCGGUUUCAAUGGCGGAAGAAAUUGAGCUUGAUGAUACUGAUAUGGUUUGUUCUACUUCACCUGAACCAGAAAUGUGUUAUGGCUCCACGCCCACUCAAUGUUCCUACUUCUCGUCCACUAUUUAUCUGUCUCCUGCUAAUUCUGCCAUGGAAAUGUUAACAGAAGCGUGUACAAGUAGCAGCGGUGCCAAUUCUACGACAGGUGUAGAAAGGGAAAUUCAAGAAAGAACUGCCAACGCGAUUAGCGACGAUGAGAGGAAAAAAAGACCGCGUACUGCGUUCACAGCUGCACAAAUAAAAUCAUUAGAAGCUGAAUUUGAGAGGAACAAGUAUCUAAGCGUUGCGAAAAGAUUGCAACUUAGCAAGACUUUGAAAUUAACUGAAACUCAGAUUAAAAUAUGGUUUCAAAAUAGGCGAACCAAAUGGAAGAGAAAAUAUACUAAUGACGUAGAAUUAUUGGCGCAACAAUAUUACUCGAGUUUGGGUAUACCUGCACCCAGGCCAAUUUUUGUUGGAGAUCGUUUAUGGUUUUUUAAUUAUCCAACACAAUCUCAACCAAACGCUACAUUUUUUCCCCAACAUUUGACGCCAAUGCCUUUACCACCAGCUUUACCAAUCGUACAACCGUUACCCAGUAAUUUACAAACUGGACAACAAUCUACAAUUUUUCAUAAUAUUCCUUUAAGUCAUCCCACGCAUCAUCUUACUCAGAGAUUAGAUUUUAGGCAUCAGGAACCUUAAGUUAAAUUUAUUAAUUAUUAUAUUAAAGAGGUGAAAUGUGUGUGCAUGUGUACAGAAAUUGUUCAUUAGAAAAUUGAUAUCGCGGUGUU